This is a messenger RNA of Rotaria sordida, 2382 nucleotides long. The record is from the annotation of a GenBank genome assembly. Lineage: Eukaryota; Metazoa; Rotifera; Eurotatoria; Philodinida; Philodinidae.
AUGAUCCACCUGGGUAAUUCUUCAUCAUCAGGUAGUACUGGUAAACAAGUAUGUAUUUCUCUUCGUGGUCUGUCAUAUGAGGUUUGUGUAGCAGCUACACGAGCAGAAUAUUGGCGACACUUGGUACAAAAUUCAAGUAUUUCAAUUAGAGGUAUUGGUAGUUAUGUACCAGUAAAGUUACAAUCAAUGUGUAACGAUCAAGAUGAACCAAGACUACAACUGAUAAGUAAUUCACAAGCUGAACAAGAUAAUCAACAAAUCGAUGAUAUUUAUAAUCGAAUUCGUUCUGAUUUAACGUUAUUCGAACAGAAUGAUGCACCUUAUCAUAAUCGUGAAGUUACUGUUUUUGGUUCAUUGUUUAAUUCUCUUUUAAUGAAUACAUUUAAUCCUGACCUACAUAUAUUAGGUCCACAAUAUUGUAAUAUCACAACAAUAAAAAAGUCAUUAGCUUGUUCAAUUAUUGUUGAAUCAUUAACUAAUACAACUGUUGAUUCAUCUAUGGCAUAUAGAUAUCGUUUUACAAUAUACCAUGAGAAACGAAUUACUUUGGAUUUUGCGGUUAUGCAAAUUCAAGCACUUGUACACCGAGCACAAGAUAGUUAUUUUAUGAUGUAUAGUAUAAAAAUUGGACGAACGUUGGGUAUUAUAAAACAAAUGGAAACUGGUACAUCAACAUCAAAUCAAGAGGAAUAUUCAUCAUCUACAGCAUAUAAACCUACUUGUAAACGAAAACGUACUGAAGAUGAAGAACAACAGCUAGCAACAAGUCAAUCAAUUUAUGAUUCCGAUCAAAGUGAUGAUGAUGAUGAUGAUGAUGAUGAUGAUGAUGAAAUAAUACCCGACGACAUACGAGAACAACAACGUCAAACAGCUCAACGUCUUCUUAAUCUUAUAUGUGCACGAAUGCAGACUCGUGCACCAAAAGAUACAUUAGAAGAAGCUCAUGAUGGUCCAACAACAAUCAAAUCUUAUUUCUUACGACGAGUUCAACAACAGCAACCACGAAUGAUUCAGAAUUGUACGAAAUCAUCUACAUUAUCUUUGGAUGUGUUACUUAGUAAUUUAAUCAAACAAACUAAUGCAACAGCAGAAAAUACGUCAACAAAUUUGUUUGAUUUAUUUCAACGUUUAAGUGAAUCACUCAGUGAUCUUGUUAAUCAUGGACAUGAAUAUGUGGAACAUAGUAAACAAAAAUUAUCUGAUAUUUCUCGUUCACAAGCAGCUGAACAAGUUCAAAUGGCAUUACAUCGUGGUGUUGACCAUCUUUCUUCAUCAUUUUCUAAAGCACAAUCAACAUAUGCCAGAGAUGGAACCGGUACCGGUUACCGGCCGGUCCGGUCCGGGCCAGUCCGAUCUGGUACUGGUCCGGAUUUUGGAUCGACCGGUCUACCGGUCAAGACCGGUCCAAACUGGUCUACCGAUCCAGAUCGGUCUAAACCGGUCUACCGGUCCAAACCGAUUUACCGGUCCAGACCGGUCUGACUGGUUCAAACCGGUCUAUACUGGUCUAUAUUUUUCACUUUCCUGCUCUAUGAUUGUAUUCAAGAUACGAAGGUAACCCACCAGAGAGUUCACUGCACAAGAAGAUUUCAUUUUAAGCUUCAGCCCGUUGUCUGUAGAUUGAUAUUUAUCGAUCGGUCGGGUUUUCCUGAUAAACUGGCGUAUCAUAAGUAUCCUGUAAUUGACAAUAUGAGGACUACAUUAACUGCAUGUCUCAGUUUAAAUAAUGAUCGAUAUGUUCCGAUUCCAUCACUGGGUUCUUUAAAUACACACGGUAUCAUUUUUCUUAAACAUGGACAAAAAUUUUCUAUAAUUAUCACUAUAAUCCCAUUGAGUAACCAUCCUAACGGAAAGAAUGUCAUUGAUUCGAAUAAUAUCGAGUUUGUUGAUGCAAUAAGAUAAGUCGAUACAGUUAUUUUUAUUCGAUAACGAAGAUUAUGUCGAUUAAUAUAAUUUAUUUUAAGACCUAUUGGUUUUAUCAUGCGCACUCGAUAACCUUGAUUCUUUUUUACUGCAUUAAACAUUUGCUUCAAAUCUGACACAGCAAUAACAGCAAAUAUGCCGACUAAGAAGAGGAGGAAGCGAUAUAUAAAUCGCAUGUGUGUGUAAAUAAAUUUGAGUAAUGUAUAAUAAUAAUCCUGAAACAUUUAGAAAAUUAGUCUAAGUUAAACAAUUCUUUCGACAUACCAUUUCCAUUUUUAUUUCUUUAUGCAGUAACAAACCGAAUGAGGGAGAGGAGAAGAAUUACUGACUAUAUAUUCGUUCAGUUCGAUAUGGAGAGAAAUAAACGGCAUGGAUUGCCUCGAUUGAUAUUAUUUCAUAAAAACACGGCGUGGUUGUAUUAAAUUGUUAUUGAAAAAUAACAAUUUAAUACAACCACGC